CCACUUGUCCGUGGAGUCACUCAGUGUUUGCCUAGAUGCUGAGUGGUUCGCUACUCUCGGCUCCUCUGAACAGGGAAAAAGGCGGGCGCUCUUAUAUACAUACUGCACUGCACGUUUAGGGGGAAAAACAAAACUCUCCAUCUCGUUUGGCCGUCGCCAAAUAUUGACUGAUUGGACACGGGAGCGACGAAAACCAGAAGCCAGCACAUGACUUUGUUUUUCAACUGUUGUCCUGCUGUUUGUCUCUUGACAGUUUCAGUUCUCUUUGAUUGUUGACUGAUACAACCUUGUGUUCCAACAGCCUCGUUACAUCGUCCUGUCGUGUCGGGCAGUGAGUCUUGGAACUAGUCGUUUUGUUUGAACGGGAAAAUCUUUGGAAAACAUUUGUCCAACAUAAUAGAAGUGUGCGCAACUCCCCGUUUUUUUGUCUUGUGGCCUACAGUGUAUGUCUAUCGUUAUUGUGUUGCGCACCGGAUGACAGGGAAAUCACAAGAUCUUGUACUCUUUUUGACUCUAAAGUCAAGAGUGGCUGGGGCCAUCCCGGUGUGUUGAAGAUGGCAACAGCAGCAGCUGCGACCAUCUGCAGCCCGUUGACUUGAAGUUCCAGUCAGUGUAAAAAGAAAAGAAAAAGAAAGAAAAAAAGGCUGUAUGCGCACAUAAACAAACUUGGUCGAAAAGACAGUGAGAGAGAGAUCUCAACAAAACCGUUGCCCGCUUCUUCUUCAUCUCCUUUUUUUUCCGUUGUUGUUGUUGUUGUAGUUGUUGGAGGCUCCUGUUGUUUUUUCUCCUGGGCCAAGUGUCUUCGAGCAUCGCCAGCGAGCUCAGCGCCGCUCUCUCAUCAUGAGGUGGGUGACGGCACCCGACCGGACGAUACUCUGGACGCUGCUGCUCCUUUCGUUGGCGGCAACUUUGGUUCUGGCGUCACACGAGUCCCACUCGGGAAACCGUCGCAACGGAUCCAAAGGGCGGAAGCGCAAUGGAGGGCGCUCACGUACCAGCACCACAAUUGCGCCAACUCCGCCAUUGGAAUUCCUGAACGAAACUUCCAGUAGUAGCUCGUUCUUCGAUGGCGACGACGAAGUGGACGUCGAAGCGGCGGCUCAACACCAACAAGACCAGCCUCCCGGAGGAGUUGAAACGUGUGAAGUGGCCCGACUCAAAUGCGCCUACCGUGUCGGCUGCGGAAUGGCUCUACAGAAUUACAUGGUUGGUUGUUCGGACGUGAUUACGGGGUCUUCGCAACGCUGCUCCGACCACUGCCGCAACUCGCUGAUAGCUCUGACCAGCACCGAGGAAGGCGAAGCUCUCAUGAAGUGCAAGUGCGGAGAUACGUUUUGUAAAGACGCCAAACGGCGCAUCGACAUCUGCCGCAGUGCCGUACUGCGCGCCACGCAUAACAGUACCACCGUUUCGUGCAGUGUGGCGCAAUGGAUUUGCAUAGCCGAUCCGCUCUGCUCGACGGCGCUCGACUACUACAACCGAUUCUGUCGCUCCAUGUUCGCCGGAAAGAAGUGCACUCUGCGCUGCAAGAAUUCCAUCUCCAUUCUGCGACGCCAGGAAAAGGCGGCCAAAUUGAGCACGUGCGUGUGCGACGGCUCUGAGGAUUACGACUGCCCAUCGAUUCUGGACAACAUGGACCGGCUGUGUUUCCACAAGGCGCGGUCGUCGUCGACGUCGACGUCGACAACGACGGCCGCCACCAUCUCACAUCAUCACCACACGACAAUCAUCACGGCGGAGGGGGGCGGGCUAGGGGUGGAGGAGCGCAACGACACCAGCAGCAACAGCGGCGGGAUCGGCGACCGCGACCGGACAGGGCACGGGCACGGCAGCGGCCACCACCCCGACCAUCAGCCCCACGGAGCCAAAACACGGCCCCAUCAUCCGCACCAUCCGGAAGCGACGGCGGUGGUGCCAGACGCGGAAGACAUCGAAACCAACGAGGUCGAAAUCAGACAAUCUCCGUCGCCACCGACGGCCCGCUCGCCUAGUCGCGCCUCUUCCUCGCUGCCCAGCGCUCCUUACUGGCUCCUGUUGUCGGCCGUCUCCUGGUUGAGUGGCCGCCUGCUGCUUUAAGUUUCUCUCUUCUCAUUUCAUCGCGCCAGCACAAGCCCAUCCAGUUUCUCUUUUCUUCCUUCGCCUUUUCUCGUUGCUGCUGUUGUUGUAUUUACCGCUCCGAGCUCCGACCGUCUCACCAACAACGCCAAGAUGGAAAAACAAAAAAACGGUGACUCAUCGUCCCGCGCGCCCGUCCCAGCUGGAAAAAUAUGAUUUGGCCGUCACGUUUCUGCACACAUCAAAUUGAAAUGGUCGUGAGCUUGAGUGGGCGCGCGCUUUGACUGGACAACUUCACCAGGCGACAAUUAAUCAGCGUUGACGUGAAGCGGAGUCAAAAAAGAAAACUUGAAAAUAAUAAUAACAAACAAGAAUGUAGACAAAAGGAUGGUAUAGAUAUAGCUUGUUGCAUGUGUCUGUCGCAUUUGUGUAUUUGUGGGAGCGAGGGACGGUCGUGAGCAGCCAGGGGAGCAAAUCGCUGCGUACAGCGUCGUCUAUAUAAACGAAAUAAACAAGAUUUCGGUCGUCGUGCGGAGACCAUGCUGCAAGAGCUAGCGCUAAAGAGAUUGAACAGAAAUGCUUGGUACUGUAUACAUUGAACUUUGUUGGACACAAAAGAAAAAAAAAAAUACAAAAAAAAAAACCAAGUGAUCCACUCCAACUGUGAUAUGGCAACAUCGUCGUUUGGCGCGAACAAAUGCGCUGGUCGACGUUUUUUUGGCCAGACAGCGGCAACAAGAAAAUCAACACGUGUGUUAUAUACCAGGGGCCUAUUAAACUAUGACGGCAUUUCGUGAGAAUACUAAAAAUAAAAAUAAAAAAACCACUUGCCACUCCUUCACGGACGCAGGGAAUAAUAUGACUACAAAUGUAUCGCUGCUGUAGACUUUGCAGCGCUAUACAGCACGCCGGAAUUUUUUGAAAUGUCAUUGUCAUUUAUCCGUACCGCUGUUGAUGUUAUAACAAUGAUAUUUUCUGUGUACAUAUUUAUGUGAUGCUGUAUUGCGUGCUGUGUGUAAACGAAUAAGGUGAACUAUGCAACUUCAUCGUGCCAACUGCCAAUAAUGUAUGUAUCAUUCACAUGUUGCUGCUUGUUCACUUGUGAUCCAUCAAUUUGGCACAUUUUCUACAAUUUUCGCACAAUUUUUUUUUCCCGCAAUUAAAAUUUGUCUACCAACAUCGCCCAUAUAGUGUGUACAAUCGUACGCGGACCCUAUACUCUAAUAUGCCCAAUAAUAUGCUUUGAUGUGUUCCGAUUCUUCCUCACUGUGAACUGGAAUCAUUUAUUUAGAUGAGAAUACAUUUAUCUACAGUA
Molecule: messenger RNA, 3370 nt
Organism: Daphnia pulicaria
Lineage: Eukaryota; Metazoa; Arthropoda; Branchiopoda; Diplostraca; Daphniidae
Product: growth arrest-specific protein 1-like
Exons: 7
Coding region: 841-2076 (411 amino acids)
Biological process (GO): regulation of cell cycle
Source: RefSeq, a predicted model, not a curated record